Messenger RNA from Thermothelomyces thermophilus ATCC 42464, 2075 nucleotides. RefSeq lists its product as uncharacterized. Lineage: Eukaryota; Fungi; Ascomycota; Sordariomycetes; Sordariales; Chaetomiaceae. The record is from RefSeq and is a predicted model, not a curated record. Bases 232 to 1953 code for a protein of 573 amino acids. Gene Ontology annotation, cellular component: cytoplasm. Gene Ontology annotation, molecular function: amidophosphoribosyltransferase activity. Gene Ontology annotation, biological process: purine nucleotide biosynthetic process; purine nucleobase biosynthetic process. The transcript is spliced from 5 exons.
UAAUAAACGGUCGAGACCGACUUCGGCACUCCACACCCUCCUGUUGAAUUUCAUCCCCGUCCCGCACCGAUCCCAACACCCACUCAAAAGAUCGGUAUCGGUGUCCGGCCCUCUCGACGACGGAGUUGCUCCUCGAUCCGAUUAGCCCGCCGCUCCUUCCCCCUCCCCCUCCUGCCCUGCGUCAUUGUCGUCGAAUUCCAGGCUGAAAAGAAAAUCCCCGGACCGGCAAAGAUGUGCGGCAUUCUCGGUCUCAUCCUCGCCGACUCGACGAGCAUCGAAGCCGCCGUCGACCUGCACGAGAGCCUCUACUACCUCCAGCACCGCGGCCAGGACGCCUGUGGCAUCGCGACAUGCGGGGCUGGCGGUAGGAUAUUCCAGUGCAAGGGCAAUGGCAUGGCCUCCAAGGUGUUCGAGGACGGCAAGCGGGUUGCCGACCUGCCGGGAUACAUGGGCAUCGCCCACUUGCGGUACCCGACGGCGGGAACGAGCUCGAGCGCCGAGAGCCAGCCGUUCUACGUCAAUUCCCCCUACGGCAUCUGCUUCGCGCACAACGGCAACCUGAUCAACGCCCCCGAGCUGCGCGACUUCCUCGACAAGGAGGCGCACCGCCACGUCAAUACCGACUCGGACAGCGAGCUGAUGCUCAACGUCUUCGCCAACGCCCUCAACGAGACGGGUAAGGCCCGUGUCAACACCGACGACAUCUUCAGCGCGCUCGCCCAGACGUAUCAGCGCUGCCAGGGCGCCUGGGCCGUCACCGCCAUGAUCGCCGGCUUCGGCAUCCUCGCCUUCCGCGACUCGUUCGGCAUCCGCCCGCUGAUCAUGGGCAGCCGGCCCUCGCCCACCGUCGAGGGCGGCACCGACUACAUGCUGGCCUCGGAGAGUAUUGCCCUCCGCCAGCUCGGCUUCCGCCAUUUCCAGGACAUCCUCCCGGGCCAGGCCGUCUUCAUCCAGAAGGGCGGCAAGCCCCAGUUCCACCAGGUCACCGAGGCCAAGGCCUACUCGCCCGACGUCUUCGAAUACGUCUAUUUUGCCAGGCCCGAUUCCGUCAUGGACGGCAUCUCGGUCAACAGCAGCCGGCAGAACAUGGGCGCCAAGCUGGCCGACAAGCUGCGCGAGGUGCUGGGCGAGGACGGCAUCAAGGAGAUCGACGUGAUCAUCCCGGUCCCGGAGACGAGCAACACGGCGGCGGCGGUCGUGUCGGAGCGCCUCGGCAAGCCCUUCUCCAACGGCUUCAUCAAGAACCGCUACGUGUACCGCACCUUCAUCCUGCCCGGCCAGAAGGCGCGCCAGAAGAGCGUCCGCCGCAAGCUGAGCGCCAUGGAGUCCGAGUUCCACGGCCGCGUCGUCUGCCUCGUGGACGACUCCAUCGUGCGCGGUACCACCAGCAGGGAGAUUGUCAGCAUGGCGCGCGAGGCCGGCGCCCGCAAGGUCAUCUUUGCGAGCUGCGCGCCUCCCAUCAAGUACCCUCAUAUCUACGGCAUCGACCUGGCCACCCCACAAGAACUCAUCGCGCACGAAAAGACGCGCCAGGACAUUGCCCGGCACAUCAACGCCGACGACGUCAUCUACCAGGAUCUGGACGACCUGAAGUCGGCAUGCAUGGAGGCCGCGCCCGGCGGGAGAGUCACCGAUUUCGAGGUGGGCGUCUUCUGCGGCAAGUACCGCACGCCCGUGCCCGAGGGCUACUUCGAGCACCUCAACGAGAGCCGGGGCAAGAAGCGCAAGAUCGCCGAGCAGGCGGUGCCGACGCCCUCAACAGCCCCCGGCAGCGGCGGGCCCGUCAAUCUGGCAGCUAAGCGCACACUCGUCGACGGCGGCGCUGCCGGCUUGGGACAGGCGGGAGCCGAUGAGGAUGUGAACGGGGAGGACAAGAUCGCCGCCUUGGCGAACCCGCCGAACAGGCAAGAUAUCAGCAUUCAUAACCUGGCGAACGAGCCGACUACCCGAUAGAGGUGGGCAUGGUGUUUGCUCAAUUUUGUUGAAUCAUCGAACUGUUGCAUGCACGGAGCCUUGAAACGGGGCCCGACGGGUGUAAAAAGAAAAAAAAGGCUUAGAGCAUUCUGGCAUGUCCA